AUGUUUGGUGUCAUUCGAGCAUUACCACGAGGAUCGAGUCGUAUGCCCUUGAGCGCUAAGCGUGGACACAAUUACUAUAAGGGUACUGGAAGUGGUGCCAUGGGUCAACACACGAAGAAUGGCGGUUACAAGGUUGACUGGAACCGUGUACGGACAUUUGUUGUUCCUGAUCUUGAAGGAUUCUCGCUUGGCCCAUAUGUCUCCCGCAAAACUACUCGUCCUAAAGCCUCUACACAAUAA
This is a messenger RNA of Zychaea mexicana, 240 nucleotides long. Its product is annotated as mitochondrial ribosomal protein L27-domain-containing protein. The coding region runs from base 1 to 240 and encodes 79 amino acids. The record is from RefSeq and is a predicted model, not a curated record. The transcript has 3 exons. Gene Ontology annotation, cellular component: mitochondrial large ribosomal subunit. Lineage: Eukaryota; Fungi; Mucoromycota; Mucoromycetes; Mucorales; Lichtheimiaceae. Gene Ontology annotation, molecular function: structural constituent of ribosome. Gene Ontology annotation, biological process: translation.